UCUCUCUCUCUCUCUCCCCUCUCUGCUCCUUGUUCUUCUUCUUCUUCACUGAAUAAACCAAGAAAAAAAAUCCUCUCUCUCUCUUCCCACUCUCGGCUGCCAUUUUCUCCUCUCUCGUCAUUAGCUCCGCUGCUCCCUCUGCUAAGCUCCAAAACCCUCCCUGCAACUCUCUCUCUCACUCUCUGCCUGAAGACGCAGCUCUUCACACCCGCCUUUCUUCCCCUUUGGCCGCCUCCUCACAGUCGGUGAGCCCUCCAUCGGUCCAUUCCCUCAACAGCCGCGGCGCUUCUGAUCUGCCCACAGAUCGUCCGCUCCCGCAGGUCUCCCCGGAGCUCCGCCUCAUCUCUCCCUUCGUUUUGGUUUGCCCACUUCUUGUGAGGUAGGGUUUUUGCUACUGUCGGGCUGUGACGGCGAUGGCGGCGGCUGCGCUUUUCUGAGAAACCCGGGCGCGGAUGCUACUUCUUGACUGUUUGUCAGACCGGCUUCCUUGCUUUCAUACAUCGGUCGCUUUGGGAUGUUUAGCACCAUUUGCUAUGUGAUUAGGGUUUGAUUUGACUUUCCCUGCGCCUUAGCUGUAACUUCGUGGGGGGAGCCUCUGCUGUGCUAGGGCAAUUAUUAGUUGUCUGUUGAUGGAAUUUUCACCGGCCGUUGGAAUAAGAGCUCGUUCCUGGUCUUCAGCUGCUGAUUCUAGGCAGUUUUGCUGUUUGCCCUUGUUAAAAACUCCACCUUUAGCUACGCGGUAAGGAUAUCGAGAAGAGUUUCGGUCUUCUUCCGUCCCUCUUGGUGAAUUCGUCCAAUAUGUCGGGGGAUAUCCACUGUUUCGUGGAGUGGAAGGAGCAGUUUGUCUCGCAAGAGCGGGGCAAUAGGGUGGUUCACUAUAUUUUGAAGGACUCCGCUGGGGAGUCUGUCCUUGCUAUUGUGGGGACUGAGAGGAGUGUUAGGCAUAUGUUCUAUGUCGUAGCGGAAGAGUUUGUGGAGUCUUAUGGUGUUCAAAUUGGCAUUCAUUCUGGUUUCAAAUGGCGGUCAAGGAGAGAGGUCGUGGAUUGGCUUACUUCGAUGAUAUCAAAACCGUGUGACUCACCAGACAAUGACUCCACAAGAUCUAUGGGGUCCUUUGAAUUUCCAGUUAAUGAAGCACAAGUACAGGGCUUCGCUGGAAGUAUCCGGAAUGGGGGUAAUUCAGAGAUUGUAUGGUCAGGUACUCCAUGGUCAUGUGUUAAGCAGCUGAAGCAUUUCCAAGCAUUUUGCAGAAAUGGGAUUACAAUAGCUCUCUACUCAUUCGUCUUUGUCAUGGGUAAGGGAGAAACCAACUACCUUGCGUAUUUGGAAGAUAUGUAUGAAGACAAGAGGGGACAGAAAAAAGUCAAGGUUAGGUGGUUUCACCGCAGCGAGGAAGUCAAGGGGGUAACUCCUGUAAGAAACCCUCACCCGAAAGAAGUCUUCAUCACAUCUUAUGCACAGGUAAUCAGUGCUGAGUGUGUGGAUGGUCUUGCUGCCGUCCUGACCAAGGAACAUUUCUUCAAGUGCUUAGCUGCUUUUCCUCAAGCAUUAUCAUCCAAAGUGCACUUGUGCUUCCGACAAUUCAAAAACAACAGAGUGAAGGCCUUUGACUUGAGUAAAUUGCGGGGUUAUUUUAACCAACCAGCUCUCUCUUGUUUGCUCUCGAGCCCCUUUCUAAAGCCUAACUCUGCAAAGAAUGGCUUGAUUGAAGAGGAAGAUGAGGAUCUGAGUCCUAGUGAUGAUGUCAAAGUGGGAGGUAAAAGAGCUAGAAGUGGCAGAGGAUAUCAGAAGUCUCUGACAGCUUAUUCUGGUCUGAGAAACUCUGGAGAAGACCUCGUGACAGCUAAUUGUGGACCUGCUAAGAAGAAGAUAAGGUAUGCUAUUGCAGGGAAUAGAUUGCUUUCACCCAAGCAUGUUGAGUCCAAUCCGUGCUAUGCUCCAUUGUUUAGCGUUGGUGACAAGAUAGAGACACUGUGCCAAGAUAGUGGUAUUCGAGGCUGCUGGUUCCGAUGUACAGUCUUGCAGGUGACUCGUAAACAAUUGAAAGUUCGGUAUGAUGAUUUGCUGGAUGAGGAUGGAAGCGGUAAUCUGGAGGAGUGGAUUCCAGCUAUGAAAUUGGCUAUGCCUGAUAAGCUUGGAAUGAGAUUCUCAAGUCGCCUAACUAUCAGGCCAAUUCCUCCUGCUGUUGAUGAAUCUGAAGUUGUGUUCGAUCUUGGCGUGGCUGUAGAUGCUUGGUGGAGUGAUGGGUGGUGGGAAGGGAUUGUGACAGGUCUCAAGGCAGAUAAUCUGGAGGAUACACUUCAGGUUUACUUUCCUGGCGAGAACUUGUGCAUGAGCUUGCUGAAAAAAGAUUUGCGGAAGUCCAGAGAUUGGGUGGGAGAUCGAUGGAUUGAUGUUCAGGCAAAACCAGACAUAAACUCGGUCAUAACUGUCGAAUCUAAGCUUUCAGCUUCCCCGACUAUUUCGGAGAACAUCAAACCAGAUGACAAUGCUGCUCAGGACACUGAAAUGAAUCCUGGUACCGGGCGAACUUCUGCUGAUGAGAUGAAAAUUGACUCCGCGUUGACCAGUGUUAGCUGCGAUUCAGAAAUUAAGGACAGGACAGAAGGGACACAGAUUCUGCCUGUUGAGGAUGAAGGCAACAGGGAUGGGGGUGAUCAUAAAAUCAGUGAUGGCGGUGGUGAUAAUGUUAAGGAAGGUGAGAAAAAAGAGUCGGGGACUUGUGACACAUUAGGCGACGCCCCAAUUAAUGAUAAGAAUGUCAAGAAGGAAAUUGAACCUUCUGGAGAAAACUGCAAGACUCUAGAAAUCUCGGAGACAGUAGCAUGAGACGCAUGUGGUGGGUCGGUGUUUGUAGUUCGGUUCAUGGCAGCAGGUAAAGAUAGUGAUAGUAGAGGUAGUAAGUAUUGACACUCGAGGGAGGGGUUCUGAUACCAAUCUCCUAUCUAGAAUAAUUUGAGGAUGUGCACUGUAAAUACUAACAUGGGUUUAUCGAGGUUCGUCUCGGUGAAGGUUCCAGUCGUAGGUUUACAAUUAGGGUUGGGAUUCUAUCAUUAGUCUAGCUGAUUGUGUUUGUGCAUUAGAAAUACGAGUGUUCGCAAACGGGGAUAUUGGAGUCCCCUUCAUGUUGAAGGCCCUCGAGAUGUAACAUGUUGCGGGCAAGAACUCGAACAAUUCAGUGCCACGCAUUUGUACCUUUAGUUACAGUGGUAUGUGAUUAGUAUGUAUAUUCUGCUAUUAAACUUUUAGCUUUUGGUAUCGUUAGGUUUGUCA
Molecule: messenger RNA, 3273 nt
Organism: Punica granatum (pomegranate)
Lineage: Eukaryota; Viridiplantae; Streptophyta; Magnoliopsida; Myrtales; Lythraceae
Source: RefSeq, a predicted model, not a curated record